AUGCUUGCUUCAUUUAAAAAAUGGUAAAAGGUUGAUGAACUACCUCCAUUAGUUGAUGAAAUUGCCUUUUUUGACAAUUAAGGUAAUUACAUAUAAUAGGGAAAUGAAAAUAUUUUAAUUUUUCUUGAUUUGUAGCGAUUUAACAUAGAAGAAUAAAAAGCAGAAAUCAUAGAUUUUUCAUAAAUCAUUGAAAAAUUUAUUAUAAAAGUAUGCUAAAAAUAUUUACCAUAUAAUGAAGAUCCUAAUUAUGUGUAGAUGAUGAUGGGAAAUGGAUUAACAGUGAAUAGAAAAUAAAAAUUCAGAGAUUAUGCCUUUAAAAGUAAUAUGGUUGUAAUUUUUAAAAAAGGUGAAAAUUUUCCUAAAAGUAACAAAGUGUUUAUAGAAAUUCCAACUGGAAAAAUUAUAAUUGUCUACACACAUUGUAAAUCUGUUUAUGAUGUAAAAAAAGAGAUUUUUGAAAGAGGUGAAAGCUAGAACUAUCCACCAGAAGAUAUUAGAAUGACUUUUGCUGGGAAAUCAUUAGACGAUAAUAAGCUGUUUGAUGAUUAUUAAGUGAAAGAAGAAUCUAAAAUUUAUAUGUUUUACAGAUUACGCGGGGGUGGUUCUGGUUUUUUUCCUUAAAUUUCUCUUAUUGAACUUUUUAAUGGAACAAUUAAAAUAAUAAAAGAAUUUGUCAAUGAAGUUAAAGUACCUGAAAAUAAAAUAUAUAUUGAAAUUAAUGGCAUUAAAGAAGAAUUUGAAGUAUUACCAUAUUUUUUAAUUUAACAAAUAAAAGUUAUUAUUUAAAAUAAGAAAGGAAUACCAAUUUAAUCAUAAUAGUUAUAUCAUAAAGGAGUAUUAAUGAAAGAUGAAUUUGCAUUAGAAGAUUAUUAUAAAUAUGAUAAUUAUAAGUAUCUAAAUCAAAAGAAAUAGGAUCCAUUAAUAUUAAAAGUAUUAUCAAUUUCUAAAGAAUAAUAAUAAGAUAUUUAUUAAAAUACUGAUAAUAAUAAUAUUAUUACAAUUAUAGUAAAAAAUGAAGAAUAUCGAUUAUCAAUAAACAAGAAUUCAAAUAAAAUAGAUUAUUAAGAUAUUGCAUUAAUAUGUGCAUCUAGUGAUGAAAUAAAAAGAUCAUUAAUAUUAUGUAAUGGAAAACCUUAUGGAUCAAUAAGGGAAUUAAAAGAUAAAUAAAAUGUUUAAAGUAUUUUCUUCAUAGAUCAAUAAUCUGGAGGAAUUUAAUUAAAAUUUACUUUAUAAUUAAAUGAUAAAUAAGUUGAAAAUAUAUCUAAACUUAAAGAUUCUUUAUAAUGGUUGGGGAAUUGUAAAAUUAAUGAAUUUAUUGAAUGCUGUUUGUAAGAGAUAAAUAAUAAUUAAUUGAAGAAAUAAGACUAUUAAUAAAUCCCUCUUCAUUGUAUAAUAGCAAUAUAAUUAUACACUAGUAAUCUAAUCUAUCGAAACUUAAAUUAAGAUCUCAGAACAACAGAAUAUGAAAAUUGGAAAUAAUAUUUAAAAUGUUUAAUGGAAGGGCUUCGAUAUAUGAAAUAUUACAAAGGAGUAGCAUAUCGUGGAAUUAAGAAUUAUUAAAAUACUACAGUGUAUCAAAAGGGAAAGAUUGUGUAAUGGAGUGAAGUUAGUAGUGUUUCAUUAAAAAAGAAAAUUGCUUAAAAUUUUAGUAAUUCUUAAGGAAUGAUUUUUUAAGUUGAACUUAUAAGUGCCAAAGACAUAGGAAAAAUAUCAAUUUAUGAAGGAGAAUAAGAAUUAUUAAUGUAUCCUUUUUCAAAUUUUAUUAUUGAUGACGUUUAAGUUAUUGAUCUCUAAUAACCUCUUAUUGUAACUAUGAGAGAAUUACCUUUACCUAGAUCAACUUAAGUAUUAUUAUGGGUUGAUGACAAUCCAGAAAACAAUUAUUAAUUUGCUGAAGAUUUAGAAAAGUAAAAUAAUAACUUUUCUGUUAUAUUUUGUGUCUCAACUUAAGAUGCAAUUCUUAUUAUCGAAAAAUAUAAAUGGAUGAUAUAUUUAGAAUAAUCUUAAUUUAGAGUUGUUAGUGAUAUGGUAAGAGUUGAACAAGGUUAGAUCAACUAUACAGCAGGUAUUGAUUUAAUAUAGCAUCUAUAUUAAUAAAUGAAAUACAAAAAUCGUACUCUAAUUUUUUGUGGUGAUUAAAUGAGAGCUUAAGAAGAGUGUAAAAAAAGAAACAUUCAAGGAAAUUUUGAAAUUACUAACAGUUAAUAAGUUUUAAUGAAGUUUCUUUCAUUUUAAUGA
Paramecium sonneborni is the source of this 2238-nucleotide messenger RNA. Lineage: Eukaryota; Ciliophora; Oligohymenophorea; Peniculida; Parameciidae. The record is from the annotation of a GenBank genome assembly.